Molecule: messenger RNA, 990 nt
Organism: Symbiodinium necroappetens
Lineage: Eukaryota; Dinophyceae; Suessiales; Symbiodiniaceae
Source: the annotation of a GenBank genome assembly
AUGAAGGGAAGUUGCUUACUGUGGCUGUGUGGGUUGGUGUGGAUUGUCCAAAGUGAGAUAUCCAACCAAUCCCUUGAGACCGCAUUGAACACGUCCAUCAGUGCUGGCGGGCAGCCCUUCAUUGUGGUCACCUACAACUUGUAUUGGUGGUGCGUGUCGGACGAGUACGGGAACUGUCCACAAAAUAAAGAUGGGAAGGGAUUCCAAAAGUUGUUUGCGCGAAUACAGCAGAACGGCCCGUUUGACCUUAUUGGCUUCCAAGAAUGCGAUGACGUAGGCAAAGUCAUCGGUGGGACCAGUUUAGCAGCCAGCUUCGAGUACUACACACCGAAGACAGGCAACGAUGCCCCGAUGGCAUGGCAACACUCUAAGUUCACUGCAAUCGAAGGGCCGGGCACGGACAAAUACGGAGACCGCCACAUGAACUGGGUUCGGCUCCAGGUCAUUGGCAGCAGUGCGACGAUCUUCUUUGCGAACACGCACGGCCCCUUAGAUCAGUGCGGUGGUGGACCUGGUGAAACAGUUGCCUCCAACUACGUCAAUGCGGUUUACAGCCACAAGAAGCCGGGCGAUCUGGUCGUCUUUACUGGCGACUUCAAUUGCGGCCAAAACCAAGACACAAUCAAGAAGCUAGCCCAGGCGUUCGAGCUUGAUGCCACAGACACGUCGUACAAUGGUGCCGACCACAUCUUCAGCAGCGAGGGUGUCAGAGUCUUGUGGAAGGGUUCCAGUCCCGGCUCGCCCUCCGACCACCAGCUCCUGAAGGCUGUUCUGGAAGCGUCUUCGCCAAGCCCUCCGAGCCCUCCGAGCCCUCCCCACCCAUCUGGCUGCCCGGUGCCACCAGACAAUGGGGGCUGCUGCACCAGCUGCAGCAGCAAUCACUAUUGCCCGAGCAACAAGGGUUGCUACUCCACUGGCGAAAGUGGCUGCAUUGGUGGCUACUGUCCUGCCCCGGCUGUAGAGCCUUGGUGCUGGCAGAGUGUGCUAUAA